This is a messenger RNA of Pipistrellus nathusii (Nathusius's pipistrelle), 537 nucleotides long. The record is from the annotation of a GenBank genome assembly. Lineage: Eukaryota; Metazoa; Chordata; Mammalia; Chiroptera; Vespertilionidae.
AUGGUGCCCGCUCGCCCCAACGUGCCUGCUGCUGGGACCCCCAGAAGUAAAGUGAAAUACUCAGCGCUCCCCAGCUCUGAGGGUGGGCGCAUGGACCCUCAGGAGAAAACACCACAGGCUGAAGGUUGCUGUCCAUCCCAAAGAUGCCCAGGUGCGGCGGGACCGCGCUGGAUGGAGUUGCAGGAAAGCCCUGCCAAGACCCCUUACAGGGCGCUGGCCUGCUUCACGCUGCAGUUUCUGGUGGGCGCUUUCCUGGCCACCGCCGGCUGCCUCAGCCCCGUAGGGCCCCGCCGGGCCCGUGGCCGUGCUGAUCGUGGGCAUCCUGGUGCUGCUGCCCGGGUCCUACCACCUGCUCUUCGCUUGCAAAGCGAAGAGGCUGCCAGGGCUACUCCUUCCAGGACCUUCCCGACUGCGGGGACGAGCGGAGCUGGAAUCCAUGGCGAAGGAUUGAGGAGUUCUCUCAUUUUGCAGCUGCUGGCAGAAAGAUGGCCAGAUUUUGUAAAUCCCUACCCAGAAUGUUCAUUGAACUUACAAUGA